Messenger RNA from Sinocyclocheilus rhinocerous, 606 nucleotides. Its product is annotated as RING finger protein 183-like. Bases 1 to 579 code for a protein of 192 amino acids. The transcript has a single exon. Lineage: Eukaryota; Metazoa; Chordata; Actinopteri; Cypriniformes; Cyprinidae. Gene Ontology annotation, biological process: protein ubiquitination. The record is from RefSeq and is a predicted model, not a curated record. Gene Ontology annotation, molecular function: ubiquitin protein ligase activity.
AUGGAGUUUGACCCGAACCACCUCGGUGACCCCUGCAAACCUGUGGACGACAACGUCGAGCCCCCCGAUCUGGAGUGCGCCAUCUGUUUCUGCCAGUUCAACAAUGUCUUCAACACCCCUAAGGUACUUCAAUGCAAGCACACCUUCUGCCUGGAGUGUCUUGCGAGGAUGAACGUGAAGUCCACCCAACCCGACACCAUCCAGUGCCCUCUGUGCCGCGCGUACACCCCGUUACCCAACUUGGGUCUUCCCAAGCUAGCAAAUGACUCCACGGUGCUGUCUUACUUCCCAGCUGCCAUGCAGCAUGUCUACAGUAUCCGCUUUAACCGCAACAAAGGCAAACUGCAUGUGAAGAGAGUGCCCAGCUCUGCCCCGACCCUGACGCAGACCGUCAGCCAGACUCUGGACGUCGGGAACCCAGCGGGCUUGGAGGGUCACCAGGGCAGAGACGGGGGUAGAGAAAGGUCUUUACUGAUCACCGUACUGCAAACGCCCCUGUGCAAAGCUUUCAUCAUGAGCCUGGUGGCCAUACUGAUCGUCGUUCUCACCAUUACUAUUAUCUUCAUCAACAAGAAAUAAGCCCAAAUACUUCGGUUUUUACAUGUA